CUGCGCUCGAGGCUGCCCCUGAGUUAUUUAUAAAUGUCGGGCUGGGGCCUGGUGACGUAGCGAGGAGUCCGAGCGGCGUCUGCGAGCGCGUCGGAGCCCCCGCCCUCCCCCCGCUCCGGCUGCUGCGAUGGGGAGCGAGGCGGCGGCCCGGGGGCUGCCGGGAGCCGGGGCGGCGGCAGCAGCGGCAGCUGGGCAUGUGCCAGGCGCCGCCACCGCCUGAGGAAGAGCCCCAUGGGCGGCGGGCUCCCGGCGCAGAGCGUGGGGCCCAGCAGCUGACAGCCCGUGGGCGGCCCGGAGGCCUCGCCCGGCCCUGCGGCGGCGGCGGCGGCUUCACCGUGCCUGGAGGGAGGCUGCCCGCGUGGCCCCGCGGAGCCGAGCCCCGCUCCCGCGCUGGCCCGGCCGUGAGUUUGGCAGCGGGCGGCCUGGGGGACUGCGCGCUCCCGCCUCGGGGAGACACGGGGCCCCGAGCUGCCUAGCCCCCCCCGCUAGCCUGCAAGUGGCGGGGGGACCGAGCUAGCCCCCCCCCGCCCCAGCCCUAGGAAAGAAGAGGGGAGGCUUGGCCCUGUGUUGCCCGCCCGGCUCCUCCUCCCCUUUCCCUACGCAGUAGCCAGAGAAGAGCCUGCUCGCACAGACGGAGCAGGACGGUGGAGGCCAUGAAUAGCAGCAGCACUUCCCACUCUCUAACCCAAAGAGUCGUGCACAGAGGAGAUCAAUAGAGGAGGUGGGUUGCAAGCACACCAUGGCGGGAAGUGGCUACACAGACCUGCGAGAGAAGCUGAAGUCCAUGAUGCCUUAUCGGGACAACUACAAAGGCAGCAGCCUGCGGGAUCCUACAGAGUCCCCCUAUGGGGGGGCUGCUGCUGCGGAGCGAAAACGCAAGUACCAUGAGGACUCUGACUCUGAGCCCAGUGACUACGAGGAGGAGCAGCAGCAGCAGAAGGAGGAGGAGGAGGCCCGGAAAGUCAAAAGUGGUAUCCGGCAGCUUCGUCUCUUCAGCCCAGACGAGUGUGCCAAGAUUGAAGCCCGGAUUGAGGAUGUGGUAUCUAGAGCUGAGAAAGGCCUCUACAAAGAGCAUACGGUGGACAGGGCCCCUCUUCGGAACAAGUAUUUCUUUGGGGAGGGCUACACGUAUGGGUCCCAGCUGCAGAGACGAGGCCCUGGUCAGGAAAGGCUGUACCCUCAGGGGGAGGUGGAUGCCAUUCCUGAGUGGGUGCAUGACCUGGUGAUCCGGAAGCUGGUGGAGCACAGGGUGAUCCCUGAGGGCUUUGUGAACAGUGCGGUGAUCAACGACUACCAGCCUGGUGGCUGCAUUGUCUCCCAUGUGGACCCUAUCCACAUCUUUGAGAGACCCAUCGUCUCUGUGUCUUUCUUCAGCGACUCUGCACUCUGCUUUGGGUGUAAGUUCCAGUUCAAGCCCAUCAGAGUCUCCGAACCUGUCUUGUUCCUGCCAGUGAGGAGAGGGAGUGUCACUGUGCUAAGUGGAUACGCAGCUGACGAAAUUACGCACUGCAUUCGACCACAGGACAUCAAGGAGAGGAGAGCUGUCAUCAUCCUUCGAAAAACAAGACUAGAUGCUCCUCGAUUGGAAACAAAAUCGCUGAGUAGCUCUGUGUUGCCACCAGGUUACACCUCUGACCGUCUAUCAGGAAGCAACAGGGACCAGAUCCUGAAACCAAAGCGGUCGCAUCGCAAAGCAGACCCUGAUGCUGCUCACAGGCCGCGGAUUUUAGAAAUGGAUAAGGAGGAGAACAGGCGCUCGGUCCUCUUACCAAAACAUAGGAGACGGAGCAACUUCAGCUCUGAGAACUAUUGGCGAAGGUCUUACGAGUAUACAGAGGAUUAUGACGAGGAGGAGGAGGAUGGAAGUCCAGCCCGCAAAGUUAAAAUGAGGCGACAUUGAGGCAUGAGCUUUCCGGAGUCUCAAAGCUGAAGAGAUUGGCCUCCAGUCUAUGAAAACUCCCUCUCCCUCCCUUCCCUCCCCUCUCCUCCUGACCCCAGCUAUUUCUCAUCUAGCUUCAGUUUUGUUGUUUCCUUUCAGGCUGAAGAGUGACUGGGAAGGAUCUGGCUAUUUGUUUUUAUGAAUGGAGUUAUACUGAGGCAUAAAUAUUGGUGGAAUGUGUAAGGUGCCACCUGCAGUUUCCAAAGGGGUGUGUCAGACGGGCAUCCCCUCCCUCAUGAAGUGGAUAUUGUUCAUGCUGCACCAGGCUGCCUGGUCUGUGUUCUUGAAAACACCAAAAAGUUAACUGUUUCGUUACUGAAGAUUUAAGAAAUUAAUUUUUCCUUUGCUUUGUUUAACUGAGUUUCUUUUUAAAAUGUUCUAAAUAUCUUGUUUGACCCCAAGAGUUGAAACUCUUUGUAGCGGCCUCAUACUCCAUGCUACACCAAAGGGCUCCUAAAUUCCUAUGUCUGCUAUUACAUAGUUUGGGUUUUUUGUUUUUAAAGGUGUCCUGCAGCAACUGGAAGUUUUGAAGCUUUGCAGGCACCUCUUACUGCAAUCGAUUACAAAGUAUUUAGGAUAUUUGUUGCACUUUAGUAACAGUUUUUAAUGCUCUAUGCUUCCCUUCACUUCCCCCUCAGCUAGUUUGGGCUUGCAAGCAUCUUGUUUUCUGCACUGCUGACUAGAGGGUGUAUCCUCUCUGCGAAGGCCAUACAUAAGCUCUUGCUCACAUCAGUGGUGGUUUUGAGGGGCUCCUCGAGGAGAGAAUAGGCUUGUUUGAAGGAGGGAGGAAUGUUGGACUUGAAGUUGCUCCAUCCACUUGACGCUUCUCGCGAACAGCAUCAUUACAAUUCAGAAGUAUAUUGUGUUUGGGUGUGUUUGGUUUUUUUUUUUUUUUUUUUUAAAUCUCUGGAUAAGUGUUUUAGCUGGCUUUAUUGAGGCCUGUAAAGCUAUGGGACUGAGAUCCGUAUUGGCCCCCUAGGCCUUUGAGUCUGAAAAUGAUUGAUUGUGUGUGUGUGUGUGUGUGUGUUAUGGAUACAUGCUUUUUCCUUCUCAAAGCUAGAGAAUAGCCAGAACAAUGUGUAGGGCUAGCAGAUCGCACUUGUGAGGGAAUGUGGCUUGGCAACACCCUGGGAAGGGCUGUCUUUAUGCUGGCUGGCAUCUUGGUAGAAGUGGAUCUCUCCCUUCUUGGUUCAGGAGGAAAAGGAUCCAAACUAUGUUAUCUCUGGAGUACCCUAUUGGAGGAUGCUUCAGAGCAUUGCAGCAGCUUGAAGAACCUCUCAGACUUCUCAGCCACAAAGAUGUGCUGAUGCAUAGCAGAAGUGUGAUAUUGUCGCCCCAGUAGAACUAGAAGACUUGGGGAUGUCUGGGGGGGAUUGUCCUUUUGAGGCAGGAACCCUCUGCUUAGGUGUCAGAUGCCUCCCAUUUAUCUUGCAUAGCACUGUCUGUUCCUAGCCUCAACAAAUAUCACAACUGGUCUGUGUCCCUCUUCUAUUUACUGAGAGACACUAGGAAUUCCGGUGCCGUGAGCCUCUUGGCCAACUACUUAAAGUGCUGAGAAUAAGAUUCCUAGAGUCCAAGGAGUUAAUAGGAGAAUUUAGAUAUUCUAAUAUGUUUUUCUGAUCAUCUUUUCACAUUCAGUCUGCAUUAUCCUGGCUUGAAGCCUCAAUGAGUUGUCAAAGUUUGGGGUCUAAUAACUUAUUUAGUACCCUAAUUUUAAUAAAUAAACAUUAACAUUCUCUCCUCCAUUUGAUUCCUUGAAUCCAAAUGUCAGCAAUUGCAAAUAUUGGUCUUUAUUUUUAAGUUGUUUUUUUUUCUUUUUUACAGCUUUGCCUUCCCUAAACUUUUUUUUGGUAGUUUUCUUUGGUAUCGUGUCUUGAACACUAGCUAUGGUCUAUGUACUUUACAAUAAAAAGAUCUAAUAUAUUUUGAAACAUGUUUGGUGCUGUCAUGAGGAGUUUUCAGUCCAGAAACCAAGCAUUGUUCCCUCGUGUGCUGUUUGUUGGAAAUCUCGCAUGUUUACUAACCAUCUGACUUCAUGUGUGGUUCUCCUACCCCAAAAUGUACAGGUGGUUCCUCUUGAAUGCUGAGACUAUUUAAAACUAGAUCCACCAUUGGUCACAAUGCAAACAAAACUACUACAGCCUUCAGUAGAAGUUUUAUCUGCGUAAGGAUUACUAGACCUAGGGUUGUCUUUUUGUGGUGGGUUGUUUUUUUCCUGGUUAAGAACUUCAGUUGGCAUCGCUCAAAGUUGAGAAUAGUCUUUCGCCAGCCCUUUUUAAAAAGAAGAAAAAGCUCCACCUCUGCCCAGAGUUCUAAAAGUUCAUGCUUCUGGCUGUCUUUAAAAUGUAACUUGCAUUUGAAAAUCUGUUAAAUUAGACCUGCUGUUGCUCUGUCUCCUUGCUUGUGGAUGAGAAUAGCAAUCCAGUUCCAAGACCAGCUAACAAUCAGAAAGGAAAAACUCUUCCCUUUCAGUUUCUCAUGCUGGAUCUGCUGCAGUCUUGUCUGUCUGUUGCUGGCCUUGUGAAUGUCACUGUUUUAAGAUGGUGACUUCUAGCAGGAGGCUGAGGAAUGGUUUUAAUUAGAACACUCUUGGAUUCACACUUUAAAUGCUGCUAAAAUGCCCUGUGUGCUUCUAGGGUGCUGUGCUUUGAGUACAUCAUUCUUUUAAAUAGUAGCAUUCUGAUUCGCUUAAACGUAGCUCUGGCUGGAUAAAUAGCAGAAACCAUAGUGAUCUGUGCCUCUCUUUCCUCUUUCCUGUGACAGUCCUCUUAUGAUAUGCAGUGCCCCCCCCAAACACGCUACAUUAAGUCUACCUCUGCAGUAAGGAUACUGUGUUCUGGCUCCUCAACUUAAAAUGAAGUUGGUUGCAAUUGUGCCUCUUUUGUGAUGUGAUAUUAGUGGCUCCCAAAUCAGCACUUGAUAGAGCAAGGUUUGCUGUGUGACCCAGAUGGGAAUGAGGUACUGGAUUUGUCUUAAAGGAGCUCAAGACCGACUAAUGCAUUAUGUAAUAGAGGUCUCUCCUCUAACAUGGUACAAAUGACACCUCAUUCUGACUCUUAUGCAUUCUGUGUAGACAACAGGUACCUUUACUUCAGAUUUAUUUUUGUAUUCUUCAGUGCAACUUUUUCCUGUUUUCCAUCAUUGCUGUUUGUUCAGUUCUACAGGUUUUGCUCAAGUGGUCAGGAAAGCCUUUUAGCGUUGGUCUCAAAGUCUGGUUGUGGGUUUGUUUGGUGUGGUGUUUUGUGUUUUUUGUGUGUGUUUUUUUUUUUUUUUUUUUUUUUUUUUUUUUUAACUGACUGCAACAUUGAUGCAUGGAGAGAUUGGGGCACAACUAAUUGGACUCAAGGCAUCUUUCUCUUUAGGGCAGAUGUCACCCUGUGUAUUGACAGGCCAUCCUCCCCAGUUGUACAGAUAUUUUAUAUAGACACACGUAUGUAUAUCUGUAGAUACAUGUUUUUUAACUUUUUGCACUGAUCAUCACUCAAAGUGAAACCUUGAAUUUAAAAAAAUGGAGAAUUUACAUUUUCACACAGAUGUAAAUGUCUGCUGUAUUUUAUUUGAUGGAACAAUGGCUCAAGGUGUUAGUGACACCCACAUGUACUCUGUAGCUGGCUUGCGGUGGCCUAUGGGGCUGCUUGCAAGUCCCACGUCAGACUUGCAUUCACUCUCCUAACCUCGAGAAUGUCCAGAUGUGAGGCGAGUUCUGGCAACUCCGGUUUGGUUAAUAGCUGCCCCGGUCCCACCUCUUUUCAUCUCUGGGGUCGGGGGGGUGGAACUUGGGUCAUUACCAGCUGCUCAGAAAUGGAAGAUAGCGCCAGGUGGCUUCUAACAAGGCCUUAUUCAGACUUGACCAACUUGGCUUUAAAAUCUUCCCUAGUCUGGUACAGUAAUGUUGUCCAAAUUUCUCUCUGUAAAGCUGCAUGUCGUAUGCAGAAUUCAUUAAACUAUCAUCUAAAUCAAAGACACAGUAAAAUUACUCCCCAAAACACCCCCAAACCUCGACCAUGACAGCAUUUUUCUUACCUAAGGAAAGUCGAUGCUUUUUGUUUCUCUGCAAACAAAGGCUGGGGAGGAAUUUUUAUUUUUGCUACAUGUGGCUAUAUGUAGCUGAAAUGAAUCUGUUCUAGUGGUGGAAUCAAAACUCUGAGCCCAUUGAAUGGGCUUGGUGUGUCCAUAGGAAGAGUGUGAAAAGGUUUGCUAGUAACAGAAGAGAAGUGUUAGCACAGGGAUUUCUUUAGAUUCCUUCUUAAGUUUGAUGCUCUAGGCAGAACAUUGCUUUGCUUCUUAAGCAUCUGGCAACCUCAGCAGUUCCACUUAACAGCAUCUAGGUAAAUUACACAAUGGUCGGAAGAUGUGGGUUGGCACAUCUGGCUUUUACCACCUGCUAAAUUCUAAUCCAGCUGUUGUAAAUAAAUUGAGUUGUGGCACACAUGAGCUGUAAUCCAAAGGCUUGGUUCAUCUUGAAGGUUAGCCUAUGAGUUGAUAUUUUGGCAACUGACAUGCACGCUUCUGAGUUAGUCAAUCAGGGAGCUUCUACUGUAACAUUCUCUCUCACACACGCAAGCGUAAUCUUUUGUUUCUUCUUCAAGUUCUCAAACUCUUUUCCAGGGUUCCUGUGCAGGGAAAGGGAAGAGCUCUAUUUCUUGGUUUUUAAUGUUAGUAUGAGAUUUUUUGAUAGCAGUGCUCACUGGAGAUGGGUCUAAACCAAAACCCCCAGUUCCAAACAGCCCUGAAAUUUGGGGGAAGUUCAGAGCAGGACCCGAACCCUGUGGCUUGGACCCACCUCUAGUGAUAAGUAGUUUUAUAUGCCAAAUGCAGUUUCCCUUUUUGAGACUGAAAGGGAAUGCUAAUCUGAUGCUCUGACAAGCACCACAGUACCCCUUCCCUCCUUUUCUCCCCCUUCCUCCCCCCCACACUCACGCUCUUAACAGAGUUCUGGCUGACUUAAAUUUUGUUUUUUUUUUAAAAAAGAUUCUAACUUUUUGUUACAAAUAAAUAAAGUGGCAAUAUUUUUUUCUGUAAUUUUUUCAUAGGAAAGCGUUGUUUGUAACAAAGUUGUACAGUUCUGAAGUUUGAGAUACAAAAGAAGUACUGUGUGGAACGCUGUAAAUGGGGCAGAGAUUAUUUUAUGUACAGUACCAUGGGGGGAAUCUUUUAAUUCUGGUUGAUUCUUAGGAAGAAUUUAGUUCUUCACUGUCAGGGUUUGGAAUUUCAUGGAUUUCGUUUUUUUUUUCUUGUAUAGAAUGCUGCAUUUAAUUGAAUAAAAGCAGAAAGCAUCA
Chelonia mydas (Green sea turtle) is the source of this 7218-nucleotide messenger RNA. It is a transcript of the gene ALKBH5, whose product is annotated as alkB homolog 5, RNA demethylase. The coding region runs from base 740 to 1900 and encodes 386 amino acids. The record is from RefSeq and is a predicted model, not a curated record. Lineage: Eukaryota; Metazoa; Chordata; Testudines; Cheloniidae. Gene Ontology annotation, cellular component: nucleus. Gene Ontology annotation, biological process: mRNA processing; mRNA export from nucleus. Gene Ontology annotation, molecular function: oxidative RNA demethylase activity. The transcript is spliced from 5 exons.